AGCCCUGGUGCUUCAAGAAACACCUGUCAUCCCAACAUCCUUUGCGUGUCCAAUAUGGAAGAACUGGCGGUGGAGGUCCGUGGCUCCAACGGCGCUUAUUACAAGGGCUUUGUCAAAGAUAUCCACGAUGACUCUCUCACCAUUGCCUUUGAGAACAAUUGGCAGCCAGAACGCCAGGUGCCCUUCAGUGAAGUCAGAUUGCCACCGCCUGCUGAUGCCAAGAAGGAGAUUGGAGAGGGCGAGGAAGUGGAGAUCUUCUCCAGAGCCAAUGAACAGGAGCCUUGUGGCUGGUGGUUAGCUAAAGUCCGCAUGAUGAAGGGAGAUUUCUAUGUGAUUGAGUAUGCAGCCUGUGAUGCCACCUACAACGAAAUAGUAACCUUUGAGCGUCUGCGUCCAGUCAACAUCAACAAGGCUAUCACCAAGAACACCUUCCACAAGUGCUCUGUCCCUGUCCCUCAGGAUCUACAAGAAGCGUGCCAGAGUGAGAAUGCACAUAAGGACUUCAAGAAAGCUGUAGGAGCUUGCCGCAUCUCAUACUGCCCUGAAACCAGUCAGCUUUUGAUCGUGUCCACCAACGAGACAACGGUGAAGCGCGUGUCUUUGCUGAGUGACAUGCACCUGCGCAGCCUCAGAACCAAGCUGAUGCUAAUGUCGCGCAACCAAGAAGCCACAAAACACCUGGAGACCUCCAGACAGCUGGUAUCAUCCUUCCAGGAGGAGUUUAUAGUGAGACCGGAUCUGAUGGGCUUGGCAAUCGGCAGCCAUGGCAACAACAUUCAACAAGCAAGGAAGGUUCAAGGUGUCACUGCCAUCGAGUUGGAUGAGGAAACAGGCACUUUCAGGAUUUAUGGAGAGACAGCUGAGGCAGUAAAGAAGGCCAGGAACUACUUGGAGUUUCUGGAGGAUUCUGUCCAGGUGCCAAGAACCCUUGUUGGCAAAGUGAUUGGCAAGAACGGUAAGGUCAUUCAGGAGAUUGUGGACAAGUCUGGUGUGGUGAGGGUCAAGAUAGAAGGAGACAAUGACAACAAGCAGCCCAGACAGGAAUUGACACAGGGAAUGGUCCCAUUUACCUUUGUUGGCACUAAGGAGAGCAUUGGCAACGUUCAGGUCUUAUUGGAGUAUCACAUCUCUUACCUGAAUGAGAUGAUGGAGCUUCUUGCAGAGGGCCAGCAUCUAGAGGAAGAGCUGAAGCAGAUUUGUUAUACGCAGGGAAGCAGCCUAGCAAGAUUCAAAAUGAACAGAACAAGGAUGACUGAGGUUGAGCAGCUUCGCCUGGAGCGGAUGCAGAUUGACGAACAAUUACGUCAGCUCACCCAGGGUCACCGUCCAGUUGACCGGGAGAGAGGGGACAGGGGGGACAGGGGGGACAGAGGGGACAGAGGGGACAGAGGAGACAGAGGAGAGAGAGGAGGAGGCGGAUACAAUACAGACAACAGUGCCAACAACUCCUCAUCCUCCCUACAUGGUAGUCGCUCCUACAACGGUCGAGGACGUGGACGCAGAGGCCAUAGCUACAGCACUGGAUAUGGCACCAACUCUGAGCAGUCCAAUGCCUCUGAGACUGAUUUAGAGCACAAGGCGGAGCUCAGCGAUUGGUCCUUGGCUGGAGAAGACCAGGACAGGGAGAGGGAGAGAGGCCCUCGGCCACAAAGAGAUGGCCGCAGGAGGCCAGGGCCUGGCAAAGGCAGAGGUGGGCCUGGAGGAAGGGGCAGAGGAGGGAGAGGAGGAUACAGCAACAUUUCUGCAGGGUCCCGGGACCAUGAGAACAACUAUCCCUAUGGACCCUUGGAAACAAACACAGAGACAGACCAGACAGCUGACACAGAUGCCAGUGAGUCCAACUUGCCUGCAAACCGCCGCCGAAGGUCUCGGCGACGCAGAACGGAUGAGGAUGCCACGCUGAUAGAUGGAAUGAGCGAAUCUGACAAUGCCUCACAGAGCGAAAAUGGAAUAGACUCAGAAGCAAAACCUCAGCGUCGCAAUCGUAGCCGGCGUCGCCGCAUUCGCUUGCCUGAGGAGAGGCAGCCAGUGACUGUGGCUGACUUCAUAUCCAGGGCUGAAUCUCAGAGCAGGCAGAUGACUACCGAGGAUCCCACUGAAAGCAAGGAUAUGGGUAUGGGUGACGUCCUCACUGAGCACAGCCCAAAGUCUGCUCCGGCCACCACCAACGGUUCAAACAACAGUGUUUCUGACAAUGUGGAUAACACAAAAGCUCCCAGGUCUUCCACUGAGAGGUCUGCCAAAGUCUCCUACAAAGGAGACUCUAACCCGCAACCUGUUGCUAAUGGACUCUCCUAGUCAGACAUGGGCAGAGGAAGUGGUUUCAAAUAUUUGAACCGUUUUGGCUGUCCUUCAUUGAAUCUUCAUGUCUGGCCUCAAACAUUAACAUUUAAACAGAACAAGCACUGUUUUUUUCUACUCAAAUAUCUGAACCUGCUUAGCUGCACAAUGCCGAGAGUUCUGAACCUUUACCUUCACACAUCUAUCUGUAAAACUAUUCAUUUUACUACAGUGUUUUUUAACAGUAGUUCUUCCUGUAUGAGCUUGCCAAAGAUAGUCAAACCCACACACUUACAGACAUGUAUAUAAGCUGUCUUUUUCUUUUAGUCCAGUCUUCACUGAGAGCUCAUAGAGAGGUUGGACGUCGUACAGCGUUUCUGAAAUGCAAACAGGGAUUCCACUCAAACUCAUACUGUGGUAUGAAUGCAAGACUUCUUUGUUAUUAGUAAAAAUAUCAUAGCAGGGUUUUAUCAUGUGGACUCAGAAAGAUGCUCCCACAGCUUUUUUUCAGGAUAUUUUGUGCAUUUGAGGUAGUUUGUACAUUAAAUAUUCUGCAUGAGCAGUACCACGGUGCAGGUAGGUUUGUUGGAAACCCAAGUAUGAUUGAUAUACAUGUGUUCAACUGUUGUGCCUUGAGAUUAGAUUCAACAUGUUGCUGCCUGGCUCUGCACACAAUCGAAAAUUAUUUAACUUAUUUCAGUGUGACCUGUUUGCUCUCACUUGUCACCACUGUGGCAGGUGAGAGUGUGCUAAAUGUUGUCCUAUGGUGCUGUGAGCAAGUGAGAGCAAAUUUUAAAACGCCCUUACAGGAUUUCAGAGCCAUCUUUUAAAAGUGUGUCUGCUCUUAAUGUUUUGAAAUUAAUCUAAUUUCCAUACACACACAACACACACACACAUAUAUAUAUAUGUGUGUGUGUGUGUGUGUUUGUAUGUGUUAAGGAGUUUUACAUUAGCUGCUUCCUGUUUUUUCAAUAUGCAACCACUUUUGUCACAGAAGAAAUUCUAUUCCAGCUAGUCUAAAAAAAGAAGCAAGACAAGGAUUGUUUUGUUUGCACUGAAGCAAAACCUUUUUUUUCUGUUAAAGCUCCUUGUUGUUGAGUCUGAAAACUGACCCGUUGUGCUUGACAGAGAUGUAGACUUCAGUGCUGGGUUUCUUGGAAAAAUCUCAUUGUUUACACUCCAACAGUUCAUCAGUUUUCACAAGUGAUCCUGAGGGCUUUUGUUAUUUGACAGAAAUCCAAUUACAUUAACAGUAAUUUAGAGCGUUUUUUGCUGUAUCUUUUGGAUUGUCUUCACCCACUCUGACAUGCCUAUAAUUGUACAAUUCCUGUUAGACUUCUGUGGUGUUGAGAUGUUUCUGGAAAUCCAGGGCUAGGUGACAUAUUUUGGUUCUUCCACACUGGCUGGCUGGAAACUGGUCAUGACUGUUCCUCUAAGGAAGGAGAUUUAUUUGGGUUAUUUAUUUUUUAGAAAGUGUACAGUAUUUAAAAAAACAAACAAAAAAACAAAGAAAAAAAAACAACUUUUCUUUUUCUUGACACUAAAAUGUGUGAUAUCCAGAAGUUCUCUUUUAAGACAAACGUCAAUUUGGACUACUGACAGUUGACAUCCCAAGUGUUUUUGUUGGGACAGCUACAGUAUGUUGUUUCUUUUCUUUUUUUUUUUAAGGAUCGUCUGGUUGGUUGAUGUGCAAUAUGUUUUGUAUGCAGGUAGUUCUUAAAUAAACUUGAUCUUCUAUUUAGAUCUAAAACCUAAAA
Molecule: messenger RNA, 4037 nt
Organism: Melanotaenia boesemani (Boeseman's rainbowfish)
Lineage: Eukaryota; Metazoa; Chordata; Actinopteri; Atheriniformes; Melanotaeniidae
Gene: fxr1
Product: fragile X mental retardation, autosomal homolog 1
Exons: 19
Coding region: 55-2298 (747 amino acids)
Biological process (GO): regulation of modification of synaptic structure; regulation of filopodium assembly; negative regulation of translation
Cellular component (GO): dendritic spine neck; membrane; dendritic spine
Molecular function (GO): translation regulator activity; protein homodimerization activity; mRNA 3'-UTR binding
Source: RefSeq, a predicted model, not a curated record